Messenger RNA from Zingiber officinale, 556 nucleotides. RefSeq names its product probable protein S-acyltransferase 22. The transcript is spliced from 4 exons. Lineage: Eukaryota; Viridiplantae; Streptophyta; Magnoliopsida; Zingiberales; Zingiberaceae. The record is from RefSeq and is a predicted model, not a curated record. Bases 65 to 556 code for a protein of 163 amino acids.
UCUUUCCUUGUAGUGGAUCAAUAACUGCAUAGGAAGAAAAAAUUACAAAAGGUUCUUCAUCCUCAUGGUGUUUGCUCUUCUCUUGCUUAUUCUGCAGUGGGCUGUUGGGAUGCUUGUGCUGAUACUGUGUUUUGUUGAGAGAAGGAGAUUUUCUGCUGAAAUUGUUUCAAAGCUGGGUAGUAGCUUUUCCUUGGCACCCUUUAUCAUUGUGGUGGCUGUGUGCACUUUAUUAGCCAUGGUUGCUACUCUUCCAGUUGCACAACUUUUCUUCUUCCAUAUUCUUUUAAUAAAAAAGGGAAUCAGCACCUAUGAUUACAUUAUUGCUUUGAGGGAGCAAGAUCAGGAGCAGGAGCAACUUGCUGUUGGUGGGCAGCAAAGUCCGCAAAUGUCCCAAGUGAGCUCUUUUACUGGACUAAGCAGCACCAGUUCUUUCAAUCAAUUCCAUCGCGGUGCAUGGUGUACUCCGCCAAGAUUAUUCCUUGAGGAUCAGGUAUCAUACUUUCAUUAUUUAGAAAGUUAUUGUGAAUGUAAUUUACCAUGGUUAAGAUUAUUUUGA